AUGUCUUGAUUAGUAAAUAUCAAUCAGUAUAUCGAUUAAUUACGGGCUAUAUUGUUUAGAUUCAUGACAGAAAAUCAUUUAAGUCAAAUGUGUGUCAAUACCGAGUCACCCAAUUCAUAAUGCGCAUGUGCAAGAUAUCUGCGCGUCUGUGUCACCAGGGCAACGGUUACAAGCAAAGUGGGUGAGAAUUCUUUAAGACGAGACACAUUUUUAUACAGGUCUAAUGGUGAUAAGAAGAGAAACAUGAAAUCUGCUCAGGAACAUGCCGGUAGACCAAGCGAUGAAGAUGUACCCCAUGAUCUUUGGGACUCUUUAGAAUCAGACACUGAGAGUUUGGUGCAGGAAAAAGCUUACCAGAGAGAGCUUCAGAAACGCAUACUGAACGGUGUUGGAGAAAGCAGUUACUCUUAUAAUGACAACAUCGAGAGAUCGGAGUAUGAAGAGGGCUGUGACCCACAACCUGCUGUCACUGAAACAUGUGAAGACCAAAACACCAAGUAUUCAAGACAGAUGUCACCUUGGGAUGAGUAUGCUGACUUGCGCUAUGAUCCAAACUGGAGAAAGAAGCUGGCAGGGACUGAGUUUCUCCAGACAGACUUCUUGUUUGACCCCAAUGAGGAUCCUGCAGAUGCUCUGAGACACACAGGACAUCUGUCUCCAAGGGGAAGUCAUGAAUAUUUAAUAGUCCAUAGUCCUGUUUCACCAGAGAUAGAUGUUGUUCACCCCAAACCUCUACAGUCCUCCUUUCACCUACAUCCACCAGAAGAACAAGACACAGUACUGUCAGUACCCCAACACUCAUCUGCAUCCAUAGAAAGAAUGCCACCUUCAGAUUCAGUUAAACCCAUGAAUUUUAAGCCCAGAAUUAACCACCAGCAAGGUGAUGCUGGAAUUCAGAGGCAGCAUGAUAGAGAGAAGCAAAGCAUUGCUCAGGAGCAAAAUAGAGACAACCUUGAUGCAGUAGCUGUGCAGAGGAAACGCACCCAAAAAGUCAGACCACCCAUGCUGAAAGAAGACAUAAUAGAGCGCAAUAAAGCCACUCUGGGUAUGAACAGUCAUAAACAAGGGUCAUAUCGGAAGGUAUAUGAGCAAAGAGGAGGAAAAUCUGAUGAUUCAAAUCAGCCCCUACUGUCAGCUGAGGACACUGCAAGCACUGCCAACCCAGGAAGCCCAGACAAUGCCCUCAACCAAGAGCAGAUGUGGAUACAAAAUGCUCAAAAACUAAAGAUGCACAACCGACGUAAGCACCUGGAUCGAGCCAAGCUUCACAGCCAACAAAGCAAAUCCAAAGGUCACCCGAUCCAACUAGUGAAGAAACAGCACUCACAGACUCUCUCUGUGAGUCUCAGCCCACCUUACUCUGGCAGUAGCUCACAUUCUUCUUUCUUAUCAGCUCCAACUGUCAACCAGAACAUCAACCUCAACACCUCAGCUACACUUGCUGAACCUUUUAUUGACCAUAAGACACAGAAGAACCUCUACCCAUUUCCUCCUUCACCACACUGGAGGACCAGGAAUGAUGAGUUUAACUCAUGCUUCAAAGGGCCUAGUUGUACUUCAUGCCCUCCUGUUCCUCCUGGUGGUACAUUGGACCAUGAGAGCACACAACUGACUAAUAAGAACAACAUCAGGAUUUCUCCAACACAACCAUCAUUUCAUAAAAGCUUUACCUCGAAUGCCCCUCAGCUUUCGCAUUAUGGGGAGGAAAGUAGUGAUUCUGCUCAUGCACUCCAAACUUUCACUGGUGCCUAUCCAGUGCUUCCUCCAAUAGGUGCCUCUAACACUGCUGACACUGAGCUAUGUGGUGGCAGACCAGAGGAAGCUACAAAUCCUUUAUACAGGAGCAGCUCAGAGGGAUACCUGCCACAGCUAGAGAAGCAAAAACAAAUAAAUGCAAAAACAACUUAUAAGGCUUACACGGUGAAGGACUAUAAGAGCUUAAAUCUGAACGUGAAGCUGGGAGGUCUCGGACCAUCCAACGCUGUUGCUGUGGAUGUGGCUGAGAAAAUUAGACAACAGAAGCUGUAUUCAAAUGUGGUCCAUGAGCAGAACAAGAAGAUAAGUAGGAUUCCCUGUCUGCUAACCAGGAACCCAGUGGGCAUGGACAACAAGAACAUCAGUUCCAGGAACAAGGCCCUAGAGUACUCCAAAUCCAUCCCAAAACCAAAAGCAUCUCAGCAGCAGAAGGAGACACCCAAAGACAAAUCUGAGAGUGAGAGAGUGUUCGAGCACACUGCUUAUCACCGGUUAGGAGCGGAUCACACCCAGCUAUCUACUUUAGAGAUGCUGAGGAAACGGCAUGAGCAGGAGAAACAGAUUGUGUCCCGCUUUACAAAUGUCCAUGGCAGGUCAUCUGCACCCUCUUUCAGCAGCCACUAAACAAGUAGCCCACUGCACUAAACUGUAGAAGCAUAAAAGCAGCUUGUUUAAUAAAUGUCUAUUAUGCGCAAUGACUAUUAAGAUUAUUGCCCAGCUUAAAAAUUUCAUUUCUGAGCAAUGAAGAAAAGAAAACACACACAAAAAAAUGUAACAAAUAUGAAAGACAUCUUUAAAAGACACAAAUAAGUGUAUAAUUGCUUAUUGCUCAUUUUCUGCUUCAGUGUACUUAUUCAGAAAGUAGAGUGCUAGUAAAAAAAUAAAUAAAAAUUAAAACAUAUUUAAAAAAGCAGCACAUGAGAGAAGGAAAUUCUCUUUUAUUACUUCCUGUGUUCAUUAUAAUAACUAACCAAAAGAAAAGGGGAAAAAGAAAAAGCUUGUUUAAUAAAUCUAUCAGAAAGACAUGUUGUCUACUAUGUCUGUUUUUAAUAUUUUUAUAUGAAUACAUUGUAAUGUAUUGCAUUUUGUGUUCCUUUUAAUGUCACAAAAUAUAUUGUGUGCAUUUCUGUGUAGCUAAAUAUGUUGUGAAACACCUGCCGUAGUUCAUAGGAAUAUUUACUAGGUAAAAAUAAUACAUGUAUUUAUUUAUUCUACAAUAAAAGGUGUAACAGGGCAUACUAUUUAUCUGUUUUUCCAUAACAUCAUGCAUUUUGCGUCAAUUAUGUUCAAUUAUUUUAUAAACACACCUGGCUGCACUGAUCCCACCACUCUGCUGAUUUUUCAGUCACUUCCUGCCCAUUAGUCUGAUCAUUCCUACUUUACCCAUUUCCUUUUCUCUAACUGAGAAAAAAAGAGGGUCAAAAAAAGAAGGCACUUUGAAGCCUCCUCUGAUUAGAGCCCGUAAACUUGUUUUCUAUAUUUUGAAAGUGAUAAUUCCCUCCCCCUUAAAACAAUCUCGAGCACCUACCCCUUUAAUGGAAGCCUUAGAUCGUUAUCAAAGAGCUAUUUGCUCGCAUGUAAUAUUUUAAUUAGAUUACAGCCUCUAUUUAACCCAUCAUGUCCGCUUUGAUGCUGCGUUGUUUGCGGCGUCAAGCCUCCGUGCGCGAGCCUCAUAAACGCACAGCCUUUUGAAUUAAUGAGACUUUCCCGACCGACUCUCU
Hemibagrus wyckioides is the source of this 3476-nucleotide messenger RNA. It is a transcript of the gene jhy, whose product is annotated as junctional cadherin complex regulator. Gene Ontology annotation, biological process: axoneme assembly. The record is from RefSeq and is a predicted model, not a curated record. Lineage: Eukaryota; Metazoa; Chordata; Actinopteri; Siluriformes; Bagridae.